CCCGCCUCUCCUCCCCGCAUUGAGGCAGGGUCUGCCGGGCUCCCCCAGCCUCCCAUCCCCGAAAGUUAGUUUGGUGGAGGGCAUAGCUUGCUGCCACCAUGCAGAAGGGAGGGGAGCCCGUCCCUUCGUGCUGGGACCCGCUCUGUCUGUGACCCCCUUAGCUCCCGCAGUCCCGCCACCCCCUCACCAGCGUGCAAGGUGGUGCGCAAUCCAGCGCGCGCCUCCCCAGGUCCCUUGCGCUCCCAGGCAGCCCGUCCUCUCCGGCCGGAGAGCGCCUUGCCGGCCACCCUUUGAGCCCCUUCCCAGCUCCUAGCCCCAGUCAGAGUGCAGCAUUCUCUGGGCCUGGCAGCCUCUGGCUUUCUGCGGGGAGGGGAACACAGAGGCGCCGUGCACUCCGCCCGGGCUCCCGCCCAGCCUCAGCGGCUGGGUCCGCAGCUUGCUCCCGUGCCCCUCCUGCAAGCGCAGGCAGCUCCGGGGGAUCCCAUGCGUGCGCCUGCCACCUCCCAGGACGCCCUCCUGCCGGCGCCCGCGAGGAAAGCUGAUAUCUCCAGUGAUUGAAAGAGACUGACUUCUCCACAUUACCCACUUCCAAAAGUUUGUUCGGAGGAGCACCUGGAGCUUUUCUGAAGAAAGCAAAGACCUCUUCACCUGGGUCUGGACAAAGAAGGCUCUACCAUUGCCUGCCGCUCCACGCCUGCUGCUUCAGACACGGGCCGCACCUGCUCGAGUGCAACUUCCUCUGAGGAAGCCCAGGACUCCAACUGAACAGCCACCUGAUAAUGUUCCCUAGGCGCCCAAGUGGAAGCACCGCGCAACCAUGAGUUUGCUAAUACCCAGACUUAGGGCACUCUCCAGUGUCCUACAAAACGGCAUCAUGGCUCUACAACUGAGCCGCAACCUGACCGACACCGGCCUGGACGAGUACACGAACGGCACCGACAACGCGACCACACCCGCACCGACCUCGGCUCCCGGACCCAUCCGCAAGAACUGGCCCGCUCUCCUGAUCCUCAUCGUCAUCAUCAUCACCGUCGCCGGCAACAUCCUGGUGAUCCUGGCCGUGACCCUCGAGAAGAAACUGCAGACCGCCACCAACUUCUUCCUGAUGUCUCUGGCCGUGGCGGACAUGUUAGUGGGGUUAUUAGUGAUGCCCGUGUCCGUUCUCACCAUCCUCUACGAAUACACCUGGCCUCUUCCAAAGCAGCUCUGCCCGAUGUGGAUCUCCCUUGAUGUGCUCUUCUCGACUGCGUCCAUCAUGCACCUCUGUGCCAUCUCUCUGGAUCGCUACAUCGCUAUCCGGAACCCGAUUGAGCACAGCCGCUUCAACUCUCGCACCAAGGCCUUGCUGAAGAUCGCCAUCGUCUGGACCAUCUCGAUGGCCGUCUCCUUGCCCAUCCCGAUCAUCGGCCUGAGGGACGAGAGCAAGGUCUUCGUGAACGGAAGCUGCACCCUGAACGAACCCAACUUUGUGCUCAUCGGCUCCUUUGUGGCGUUCUUCAUUCCGCUGUUCAUCAUGGUCAUCACCUACUGCCUGACCAUCCAGGUCUUGCAGGGCCAGAGCAGCGUGUUCGCUCCCGAGAGGCGGAGGAAGCGUUCCAAGUUCGGCUGCCUGCGGCGGGAGAGGAGCGCCCACAACAUCUCUAUGAUCCACAAUCCCAACACCGGGGGGCCGGUUCGCCUUCUCUCUCCCGGCCAUCGGGAGGGUUACCGUAAGGGAACCAUGCAGGCCAUUGCUAAUGAGCGUAGGGCCUCCAAGGUGCUUGGUAUUGUCUUCUUCCUCUUCCUGCUCAUGUGGUGCCCGUUCUUUAUCACUAAUAUCAUGGCGGUGAUGUGCACUCAGUCUUGUCGCAAGUCCACUCUGGACGAGCUCCUGAGUGUGUUUGUGUGGGUCGGCUAUGUGUGCUCAGGCAUCAACCCCCUGGUGUACACCCUUUUCAACAAGACCUACCGCCGGGCCUUCCUCAAGUACCUUAGCUUUGGGUGGUUGGGGACCACCAAGAGCCCUCCCAGGCAGCUCCCCGUCAGUGCCGCCAACCUGUACCCCAGGGAAUACACUGGGCGGGAAUACACUGGGAGGGACUUCACCCCCCGGGCCUACGUCCCCAGGGAAUACAGCCCCAGCCACCAUGAGGAUGACGUGCCCCAGAUCGUCCCCAUCGAGGACAGACCCGUUCCCGAGGUAGUCGAGGUAGUGAUCGAGAUGGAGCCUUGCUCUCCCCAGCCGGCGGAAGCGAUAGGCGAGGAUACCUGUACCGUGGUCGAUGAGAAAGUCAGUUCAGUUUAAGGAGGUCCGGCCCCGAGCUUCGGCUCACCGCAGAGGAAGUCCAGUCGCGUGAACUAUCACGGGAGCUUGACUGGCAAGCGUUUCCUCUGCCCCUUCGGGACCCCAUGUAAAUAGAGCAUUCUGAGCAAAGGUGUCUGAGUAUGGCUUUGCAACCUUGUACUUUGCCUCAUGCCCACGAGCGUGGUCUAAAGUCGUAUAUUUACUGCGCACCCAAAAUUUUCAAAAGACCAAUCGGCCAAACCCGUCCCAUCGGCGGGCUCCAAAAGGCAACCCCUCCUUAAGUAGCGGAGGAGGAACGGGCCCAUCUCUCUUGGGGGCCGCUCACCUCGAAACCCAAAAAGGUGCAUGCAGCCGUGGCCCCGGGCCACCCCCAGAUCUAUCCCAGCAGAAGCACGUUUUCUUCUAGCCCGACAGUAAAUAUACGCUUUAGAUCGCCGCUCUCUUCCUGCACGCGCAUCAUCACGACAAGAUGGGGUCGUGACCUCCGACGCCACGGGCGCCGUCUCCCCCCGGGGCGAGGGCCGGGUCCCUCUUGGCCGACGCCCGGACGUCGGAGCCGACUCAGUCGGUGCGUGAUGACGAUGUCCAUCCCCCUAAACGUAGUGCUGUGCUCCCCUAGCAGCUCGGUGGCCGGGUCUGUGAGCGGAAGGACAAUAAGAGAUACACACACCACUAGCUUUUCACCUCCCGAGGACCACCUUCCAAAUUUGGAUUUCGGCACCAAGCGAUUGGAAAUCGGCAUUCUCUCGGUGGUCCUCGGUCCAAAAUCCUAGUCCCCACGAUGGAGCUCGGUGACGCCAUCCCGGAGCUUAGCUGUCCAUUCUGCGAUUUGAGAUUCCCUGGGAGGUCGACCCCUUAAUCCCACAAUUCCCCAUCGCUUUAGAGAAUAAUCAAGCGAGCCAAAACAAAAAACAAAAAAAAAAAUCAAAAGGCAGACUUAAACGAUACCUUCUAGCCUUAUAUUGACAGAGAUUUUAGGAGAAAAAACAAAAACACUAAACUAAAAGGAAGAAUAUCAAGUACCUCUCUUUAGGGCAAACUUCCGUAGUCCUUUCUCAAGCCAAGCUUAUGGCAGGAGCUGGAAGGGCAACACCCGGCAGGGCAAGAGGAGGAGACUUUCCAAGUCUUAACUUGAUUCAGUACUACGGAAGUAGGCCCUUGGAAUGUCAAUCUAUCCAAAUGAUGAUCUGACUCUGGGAAUAAAAAGAAAUACAGAGUUUCCAUUGGAUUUCUCAAAGCUAGUUAUCUCCUGUUUGGCUCCUUCCUCCCGUUAGCUAGUCCAAGAGAAGGCUGCAGCUCAUUUGUGCAAGUGGCAAGCUCGUCAUCGUAUUACAAUCCCGUACAAGAAGUUAAGCCUUGUGACCAAUCUGUGUCGUGUUCUAAUCUGUGUGUUCUUCGCGGGUCUGCCGCUCUCUUAAGGAUUCCAUUUCAGUUCCAUGACCAUCCUCACUCAGAGCACCGACACCGGGGCCUGAGAGUUACUCACGUCUGGUCAUCCAGUGUGUGCUGUGUGCAGAGUAGACAAGUGUUCUGAGUGGUUGUGUUUCCGUGUGUGUAUCCAUUUCACACAGAUCUGUGGCUUUCCCGGAGGAUUCCAUGAUGCUAGCUUAUGCCCGACAUUAUUUGCACGGCCUCCGAGUGUACGUUCCAAACUUUGGAAAUUGGAGGUGGCAGAAUCUGAAAAUCCAGAACCCCUGGGCCUAAUCUCACACGGCCAGCCUUGACGUAAGCAGCAGUCCGUGCUCGUGAAAAGUCCAACGUGAGAUCACCUAGACAGUGAGAGGAGGGAAACCGAGGGGCAGCGGGAGAGCCGCCACGCUGGGCAAAACCAGCGGGGCCUCGGCUCGCUUUGCGGUACUGCCAGGUGUCGGUCAUUUCUUCGAGCAUGGAUUUCUCCUUUCUGCCCCCCGUCCCCCCAAAAAAAUAAAGCGAGAAGGUCCGAGUCAACUUGCCCGUCUACUCUGUCGAACCGCACGUCUAAGCGUUCCAAUGACCGACCGGACGAGAUCCGGCCCGUCCGUCCCAAAAUGACGCCGUCUAAAGAGACCCCGCAUGCGAACCGCGUGUGUCGCACGAUUCCAUCUCUGUGUAUUCCCGGAUGGCAGAGUAGCUGAAACCGUAAGGGACAGAAACACAACACUUUUUAGCAGCCCUCAAGUCGAUUCCAGACCACGCCCCCCCCCUUCCCCUGGUUCAGAUCUGAAGUAACGAGUAUCGGAGAAAAUGGGAAACAUCUUAUUUCUUCUGUCAAAUAUAAAGGGCAAGCUCAUAGCACAUGUUAACAGAGAUCCUUUGAAAAACCCACAGACUUUCAAUUGCACUAGCAAUAAACUCCAACGAUAACUAGCUUAGAGCACAUUUGUGGACAGUCUCCAUAUUGUCACACAGUAACAUCAAGUAACCCUCAUGGUCAUGGUUCUCAGAUUCCUGUGCCAAUCACCAAUUCUCUGUGUUCGAUAUUAAACUUCUAUCUAUAGUAACAAGUUAUCUUAAUGUCUAUUAACUAAUCUGGAUGUUUAAAAAAAACAACAAAAAAAAAAAAAACUUGCCUGCUAGAUAAUUGCAACCUUAAUGUUCAACAGAUUAUCUUUAUUGAUGUAUUAUUAUAAUCUCUAUAUUAAUGAUAAGAAUAAAGAUUGCCUCGUGCGCUCCCUCUCCCCGACCCCUUGUCCGAAGGUAAUCUCUUAAGAAUGAUCUUAGGUAACUUGCUGUCAAGAUACCUGGUGCUUAAGUAUAUCCCCCGCACCAGAACUUUGUGCUAUUUCUCUUAAUUUAUUAAAUAAAUAGUAAGUGUUCAAUUA
Messenger RNA from Antechinus flavipes (yellow-footed antechinus), 5085 nucleotides. RefSeq names its product 5-hydroxytryptamine receptor 2C (gene HTR2C). Gene Ontology annotation, cellular component: dendrite; plasma membrane. The record is from RefSeq and is a predicted model, not a curated record. Gene Ontology annotation, molecular function: neurotransmitter receptor activity; G protein-coupled serotonin receptor activity. The coding region runs from base 818 to 2284 and encodes 488 amino acids. NCBI's taxonomy places the organism in Eukaryota, Metazoa, Chordata, Mammalia, Dasyuromorphia, Dasyuridae. The transcript has 9 exons. Gene Ontology annotation, biological process: chemical synaptic transmission; G protein-coupled receptor signaling pathway, coupled to cyclic nucleotide second messenger.